AUUACUCUUGAUGCUGGCGGGUGUCCACAUCCUUUCAUCAGCGAAAGCCUCUAUCCAUAUACUCAAGGCUUCUACGCAGGCCGCAACUGCGCAAAGAAUCCUCUCGACACCACCGGCCAUGGCUCCAAAUGCUGCGUCCCCUGUCCAUUAUCUGACUGGGUAAACUCGUCCAGCUUCCCCGGUCUCACAGAUGGCGCAGCAUGGGUAAAUGUCGUCGGCUUCAUCCUCUGCGGCUUCCUCCUUCUCUCCUACGCUGUUCUCCCAGCAUCAGCAACCCGACGUUCAUUCUUGAAUGUCGCUCUUCUGGCCGGCAUCAUGAUCAUGGAAAUGGGCUUUAUCGUUCCACUAGCUCAAGAACCUGAACAAUGCUUUGAUCCCGUGACGCCUAAUGAUAUCCACAGCAGUACUUCUUGUGCUGCUACGGGUGGUAUGGUGGUGUUUGGGGGUAUGUUGACGGUGUGUUGGAUCGUGGUUCGGUCCGUGUUCAUGCACCUCCAAAUCUGCUGGGAUAUCGUUCCUGGGCGCGUUUCCAUCAUUGCUGCGAAUGUUGCGGCGUGGUCGGUUACUAUCGCGUUGACGGCUGCAUGUCUUGCUCACGUGGGUGUCUCCUACCGCUUUGGCGAUUAUUGUCAUGUCAAUAUUGGAAGCACGUCUACGUACUGGGGUUGGAUGAUCGGCUUCGGAGCACUGGCUUUACUCAUCCAAGUCGCCACGUUUGUGUACUGCGCCAAAGUGUAUCUGACAGCUGCGAUGCAUGGACGAGCUCCUCCCUCAGGCAGCAACGCGACAAACUCUGUCAAAUCAGCUUCUAGCAAACGGCAAGCCUGGACUGCUGUACGUCGCCUCAGACAAGUUUUGCUGCUUCAAUGGCGAUCGUUGGCCAUAGUCGCCUUGGCCAUUUUCGUCAUUGCCUUCGUGUGUAUCAUUUUCAUAUUCAAAGUGGACGCAUACACGACCAGUACUUUCGACGACACAUCCAAAGUCAUCCCAUGGGUCCUUUGUAUCCUGCAACAACACAACACAGAUAAAUGUCUCCCCGACAUCCAGAAACUGAUUCUUCCACAAUCAAUGGCGGUGGCUGUGUUAUACGUCAUUGCUUUUGUCGGCGUAGAGGCUUUUAUCCUCUUGUUCAAGUUUGAGAUCUUUAGGGCGUGGUGGAGGUUCCUCAAGUCGCCGUUC
Messenger RNA from Aureobasidium melanogenum CBS 110374, 1179 nucleotides. RefSeq lists its product as uncharacterized. Lineage: Eukaryota; Fungi; Ascomycota; Dothideomycetes; Dothideales; Saccotheciaceae. The transcript is spliced from 2 exons. The annotation marks the transcript as partial. The record is from RefSeq and is a predicted model, not a curated record.